CCUCGAGUCCGCCCCCGCCGGAGGGGCUCGGCUCCGCGAUUCAAGAUGGAGUCGUUGAGUCGAGCUGGGCAGGAGAUGAGUCUGGCGGCCUUGAAGCAGCACGACCCCUACAUCACCAGCAUCGCAGACCUCACGGGCCAGGUCGCUCUGUACACUUUCUGCCCUAAAGCCAACCAGUGGGAGAAAACUGACAUAGAAGGGACCCUGUUUGUAUAUCGAAGGUCAGCUUCGCCUUACCAUGGUUUUACCAUUGUCAACCGACUGAACAUGCACAAUCUGGUUGAACCAGUGAAUAAAGAUUUGGAAUUUCAGCUCCAUGAACCAUUUCUUCUGUAUAGAAAUGCAAGCUUGUCAAUAUACAGUAUCUGGUUUUAUGACAAGAAUGACUGUCACCGCAUAGCAAAACUCAUGGCUGAUGUGGUAGAAGAGGAGACACGGCGAUCCCAGCAGGCUGCUCGAGAUAAACAGAGUCCCAGCCAAGCCAAUGGCUGCAGCGACCAGAGGCCCAUCGACAUCCUGGAGAUGCUUAGCAGAGCCAAGGAUGAGUAUGAGAGGAAUCAGAUGGGCAGCUCAAAUAUCUCCAGCCCUGGGUUACAGCCAAGCACUCAGCUCUCCAAUCUGGGAAGCACCGAGACUCUAGAAGAGACACCCUCUGGGUUACAAGAUAAGUCUGCUUCAUCUGGGCACAAGCAUCUGACAGUAGAAGAGCUGUUUGGAACCUCAUUGCCAAAGGAGCAGCCGGCAGUCAUGGGUCUAGAGUCAGAAGACGUGGAGAAGCUGCCCGGAGAUACAGCGCAGAAAGAGCCCAGCUCAUUCCUCCCAUUUUCCUUCGAGCAGUCAGGGGGAGCACCUCAGACUGAAAACCUGGGUGUCCAUUCUGGCGCUCGCCACACAGUCCAGCCUGAAGCCACCACCCCGGUGCUCAUCACUCCUGCCUCCAUUGCACAGGCGGGUGAAAAGCAUGCCCCAAGCUACACGAUCCCGCUAAGCCCUGUCCUCAGUCCCCCUCUGCCAGCCGAAGCUUCUGCCACACAGCUUCCCCACUUACCUCGGAAUAGUACCUUAAUGCAAGCAGUGAAGACCACACCUCGACGGAAGUCUCCACUCCUGAACCAGCCGGUCCCUGAGCUCAGCCACAGCAGUCUGAUUGCUAGCCAGAGCCCCUUCAGAGCCCCAGGGAGCCUGUCGAGCACAGCUGGCACGCCACUCCCAAGCGUUGAUCUGCUCCAGAAACUCAGGUUGACCCCACAGCAUGACCAAAUACAGGCACAGCCGCUUGGAAAAGGUGCAAUGGCACCCAACUUUUCAGCAGCUGGACAACUGGCCACCCCUGAGAGCUUCAUAGAGCCUCCCUCUAAGACAGCAGCAGCAAGAGCAGCAACCUCAGCGUCCCUGAGCAACAUGGUGCUUGCUCCAGCCCUUCAGUCUAUGCAGCAAAACCAGGAUCCUGAAGUAUUUGCCCAGCCUAAGGUGUUGCCCAGCGCCGUCCCGAUGGCAGGUCCCCCGCUGGCUGCUGCAGCAACCACAGCAGUGUCCUCUGUCCUGCUGUCCCCCAGUGUGUUCCAGCAGACCGUUCCCAGGUCCACAGACCUAGAGCGGAAAGCAAGCUCUCCCUCCCCGCUCACUGUUGGGACACCAGAAAGUCAGAGAAAGCCUUCCAUUAUUCUCAGCAAGUCUCAGCUCCAGGACACACUGAUACAUCUAAUAAAGAACGACUCUAGCUUCCUCAGUACACUUCAUGAAGUCUACUUGCAGAUGUUGACCAAGAACAAAGACAACCACAACGUAUGACUGGAGUACAGUCCAUGUGAAGGUGGAGGGCGCACCUCAGAAACAAGCAGGUGUCUCGUGGGCCAUCUGACUAAAAUGUGGAGCUUUGAGAAGCCUGAGUGUGAGCCUUUGAGAGAGCCUUGGUCCUUAAGGAUGUUUUCUAGAACAUUCUCAGUGAUGAUGGAGGUUUCACUGUGAAGCAUCACCAGCAGACCUUUGUUUGACAAAAACAACAAAACAGACCAUUGUGUUGAGUUCCGUGGGUGUGUGUGGAAGGAGGAGCCACCAGCCUUGCAGCAGAGCUCAGUGGAGCCCAUGCCCUCCCUCUACUUCCGGCCCUACAAGCUCUGAACUGAAUGUCAGCUCCACAAAGUAGCUUCAAGUUUUAAGGAUCAGAAUUUAAGUUGAUUCUUUAGAAGGUAUUGUUCAAGUGAAGUAUGUUUUCUAUGAGCACCCGCUUGGGCCUUAACACUUCUGGGAUUUCUUUGUGUUUCGUUACGUGUUCCUGGUCCCACCGUGCUCAAAGGCCAGCGAAGCACGGCUGUUUGGUUAGGGCCCGGCUGGGCUCUGGUGGAGGAGACACGGAACCUUGGAAGCAGAGUCUGGGCUGCCGAGAUUCCAGUCCUACCAGAAGGCUCCACUUUUAGUAAACUCUCCAGUGGUUUGGAAGUGUCAAGUUUGUGUGUGAAGCUCAGCCUUAUUUUCCUUUUCUGUCUAAACAGUUAAAGUUAUUGUUGAUUGUUUCCUUGACGCUUUGACAAAAGGACCAGUGGACCGAUCUGACAAAGCCAUUCUGGUUCCAUUCCUCCAGUGUGCUGAGAGCAGUUUUAAAGCUAUGCAGGAAAGGGAGCUGCACUCACACUGCCCUUCCUUUGUGUGGAAGACGAGGCAGAGCACACGUGAGCCGCCGAGCCUCCCCAGUGUAUCCUAGGCUGGGAGCUCUUCCAGCCCUGGGCGACUGUGAAGACGCUUUGUGAUGCUGCUAUCGAUCUGCCAUGGUUUCUAUUUAUUCUUUUAUGGCAUGUAAUGGUGGUUAGUAAUAUUUUAAUGUAGAAUUUGAUUAUUUCAGCAAUAGUAAUUUUGAGAUAUUCUUUGAAUGAAAAGUGUCUGUUUCUCUGAUACAGGUCAUUUUGUAGUGUUUAACCAAUUAAGAUGCACUGCUUACUCUCCUGAGCAAUUUAAUGCUGGGUAAGAACCCAGCUAGCAUAAGGAUUCGCUGUGAAUAAUGCAGACAGGCGCGACAGUUCCGCGGGAGCAGUCGCUCAAGCUUUAAUGGGAACUCAAUCAAAGGCUCAUCAAUUUCUUUCUAGCUGAAAUUUUAGAUAAUUACUUAUUAAUUACUUAUUUUAGUUUGGUCUUAGUUUUUUAGCCUAGAGACUCCUUGGAUCGGCUCCUGCUGAUCUCCACAUGCUUCCUGGACAGCGUUUCUGCGUCUCGGUCCAGUGUCUCCUCUUGCUGUCUAUCUAGUUUUGUGUGCAGUGUGCAGAAUUCAGGGAAGCCUACUUUUUCGUACUCAAUUAGGGAUAGUUUGUUUUCAUGAUAGUGUAUAAAUUUAGCAACCAAAAAUUAAUUGUUCAUAUGUCAUCUAAGGAAGAUAAAAGUUUAGUGAGAUGACGUGUUGCUGACAGUAGGAGGUGCUGGUCAAGGGACCACGGGCUUGUGCUUAUAAAGGGAACACUCUGUAAGUGUGGUCGCCCGGGUGUGGCUUCAGUGCACAUCAGUGAACGAGAGUCGGCGUCCUCCUUCCAGUAGGAGUUUGAGUUUAGCGAUGCCUUUGAGUGUGUGUGAUAUCAGAGAGAGGAGUGGGUGCUUUGAGAGCAUCUGCAAUCAGAUCUGCUACUUUUCACCCUGAAUCCUAGGAAUGCCUAAGACAAACCUGAAGUAGAAUCUCCUAGAAGGCUUCCUCAGUGUAAACAUAAACUUUCAAGUGCCGAAGUGAUGGAGACUUGAAAAGGGUAAAUCUAUUUCAACUCUCAGAUUUAUAUAUUCCAAGCAUUUACUUCAGAUUCAGAAGCCAGAAGUUCCAGUUCAUGAUUACUAGGAUGUCAGGCCAGAAUGAAUCCCCAGAGAGCCAGGCCAAGCCUGGGUAGUUGCAGUUGGAUGAGCCUGGCCUCAAAGUCAGCUCCAUUGCCUUAUUCCUCAUUCAGGCAUACGAUCGAGAAACUCUACUAGCAUAGCUUGCAUGUUUACAGUGUCUUUGCUGGAACCUUAGCUGAAUUAAAAGGGACAUUGGAGAUGCUUCUUGCUAGGUUGGCAGAGCUAGGAGACCGCAUUUAGGCCACUCUGUCCGUCUGUGUACACAGCCCAUCCCUCACCCCUACGGUCAAAGGGUCUGGGACGAGCAGCCCAGAGUUUGGAGUACAGUGUGUCUGGGGUGUCACCAAUGAGUGACUCUGCUCUUAUUUUUGUUGUACUUAAUGUCAUGUCUUUGAGUGGGUGUACACCCCAGCUGACCCCACCUCAGUCCAGUCCCUCUCAGACAACCUUCUUCCCAGUUAUACACCUUUCCUGGGCCCCAUGACACUUGCCACUUGAUCUACUUGACUUUGAGUCCUAUUUCUCAAGUGACCAUGACCAUCAGUGUCAGGAGAGACACCCCUGCACUCUCCGUAUGGACUGUCUACAGUUUGCCCUGGACAGUGGUGUUUCUUGCAAGGCCUUGGCCCAGGCUUGGCUUAGAUACCAAUGACCAGAUUUUGCAUGUGUGAGCAUUGGUUCUGUUUGUUCUCAGUCUUCUGGUGGGAAUUAUCAACACUAUUAAACCCACUAGUAAGUAGUCUUUUGAAACCAUGCAGCUUUAUUGUUUUCCUUCCCCAAAGAACAUUGUUUGGAGUUUUCUCAUUUCAGUAGUAGAGGCCAUAACUGCCAUUGAGAUACUAACGAUGCAAAAGAAACUGAAGGUGCCUCACUGCUUACAAAGCAGACUUAGCCAUUGCGCUGUACCGUGGAGGAAAGAAAGGACUGGGCACAGCAGGACCCUGUGAGGGCCAUGGCCUAAGUCCUGUGUCCUUGUGACACAUCUACUGUGGACCAUGAGUUUGUUCUUGCCUGCCUUUGGUUUUCUUCCGUUGUGUUCUGAGCAUCUAAAACCAACAGUGCCCUGUUUUCAAGAAUCCCGUGUUUGGGUCUGAGCAGAACUCCUUACAGUAGACGUCAAAGGCCAUGCCUGAGAGCAUUUCCACAAGCAGCCGGGGCCUCAAGGAGCCUGCUGGGGUUUUGGUUUGGGGUUAUUUUGCUUUGUUGUCUUUUCUUCAAGUUUCAGCAGGCGAGAUGUGCAAUGUUUCAGAUUCAACGUCAUUCUUUAAAAUGCUGCAUUGCAAUAUUGAUCACUUUGAAGUGGGAAAAAUGCAAAGUUGUUUCCCUUUGAUCUGUGAAUCCUUAGGGAGCGAGUUAGCGCACUGCUGUGAGUGGUCCUUCCUCGUACUGCUUUGGCCGUGUGGCUCUCCUGGCUUUCCAUUGUACCAGGUUCUCAGCUCUUUCGAGGAGACGAGAAGCCCUUCGCCACCAUGAAGCUUUUGUUCCAUGAGCGCAAUGCCACCUCAUUAACCUUUUUAGUGGUGUGGAUUUUAUACCAUCUGUGUAUGUUUGCAAAUAUUAAGUUAUUACAUGUUUUAAAAUGAGCAUUUUUCAUCCUAAAUUUUAUAUGUUUGCAAAUAUAUUUUUUUAAUAAAAUUUCAAAACCAAGUUUUAGC
Chionomys nivalis (European snow vole) is the source of this 5462-nucleotide messenger RNA. It is a transcript of the gene Dcp1a, whose product is annotated as decapping mRNA 1A. Gene Ontology annotation, molecular function: enzyme activator activity; mRNA binding. Gene Ontology annotation, cellular component: P-body. Bases 46 to 1791 code for a protein of 581 amino acids. Gene Ontology annotation, biological process: positive regulation of catalytic activity; deadenylation-independent decapping of nuclear-transcribed mRNA; deadenylation-dependent decapping of nuclear-transcribed mRNA. The transcript is spliced from 10 exons. The record is from RefSeq and is a predicted model, not a curated record. NCBI's taxonomy places the organism in Eukaryota, Metazoa, Chordata, Mammalia, Rodentia, Cricetidae.